AUGCUUUCGAGUACCGAGUUUAAUUUUUGCUUAACAGCGAUGCAUUCGCCCGCUCACAUUCAUGAAAAUAACUUUUUCUUCCUUCUUCUUCCUCUUCUUCAUCUUUUCUUAUUCUUUUUCUUCUUUUUUUUCUUCCAUUUCUUAUUCCUCUUCUUCCUUCUUACUUUUUUCCUCUUCUUUCUUCUUCUUUAUUUUUCUUCUUUCUUUUUCUUCCCUCUUUUUCUUAUUCCUCUUCUUUCUUUUUCUUCUUUUUCUACUUCCUCUUCUUUCUUUCUUCUUCUUUUUCCUCUUUUUUUCCUUGUUCUUCUUUCUUUUUUUCUUUUCUGUUCUUCUUUCUUUUCUUCUUUUUUCUUCUUUCUUUUUCUUCUUUAUUCUUCAUCUUUUUUCUUAUUCUUUUUUAUUCUUUCUUCCUCUUAUCGUUCUUCUUUCUUCUUCUUCCUUUUCAUACUUCCUCUUCUUUCUUUUUUUCUGCUUUUUUCUCUCUCCUUCCCUCUUUUUUCUACGUUUUUCUUUUCUUUAUUCUUCUACUUCUUUCUUUUUCUUUUUUCUUCUUCUUCCUCCUCUUCUUUCUUCUUUCUCCUGCCUCUUUUUUUCGUUCUUUUUUCCCCUUUAUUCAUCUUAUUAUUCUUUCUUCUUUCUUCUUCUUCUUUUUCUUCUUCUUUCUUCUUCCUCUUCUUUGAUCUUCUUUCUUCUUCCUCUUCUUUCUCUUUUUCUUCCUUUACUUUUUUCUUUUUCUUUCUUCUUUUUCUUAUUCCUCUUCUUUCUUUUUCUUCUUACUCUUCUUUAUUUCUUCUUCCUCUUUUUUUCUUCCCUGUUCUUCUUUUUUCUUCACCUUUCUUCUUUCUUUUUCUUCUUUUUUCUUCUAAAUCUAUAAACGAUGCGAUGAUGGAAAAAUCUAGAUGCCUAUCUAUCUAUCCAAAUUUGUUCAUAUCUAUCUAUCUAUCUAUCUAUCUAUCUAUCUAUCUAUCUAUCUAUCUCAGUCUGUUCAUAUCUAUCUAUCUAUCUAUCUAUCUAUCUAUCUAUCUAUCUAUCUAUCUAUCCUUCUGUCGGCAUUAA
Acanthosepion pharaonis is the source of this 1056-nucleotide messenger RNA. The record is from the annotation of a GenBank genome assembly. NCBI's taxonomy places the organism in Eukaryota, Metazoa, Mollusca, Cephalopoda, Sepiida, Sepiidae.